AUGGCAGUCACGUAUAUUUUUAUCGUGGUUCUAGGCUUGCAAAAUGUAUUUAUCAAUUCAGGUUACGCGUUUGGUUUACUACCUUUCAGCGGCUUAAAGACAAUUGGUGACCUGUUGCAAUUAGCCAAAGAGUUUCCUAAAUUAAUUGACGAGAUACAACAACUCAUAGAACACGACGGCCUGAAACAAUACAGAUUAGGAGAGGAUAAUGAAGACAAAUACCUAAAUGCUACUCAAUUAAUGCAUAAAUAUGGUCAUGAUGCAGAAAUUCACCAUGUUACAACUGAAGACAAAUACAAACUGACGAUGUACAGAAUUCCGGGUAAAGGAGAACCUGUCUUUAUAAUGCACGGCUUGUUGAUGAGUGCUGUAGAUUGGCUGACGGUCGGACCUCAUAAAGCUCUCCCAUACAUACUAGCGGAGCAAGGGUACGACGUAUGGAUGGGCAACGCCCGCGGCAGCUCUGUAGACUCACGGGGCCAUGUAUACCUAUCUGCAGAAGACGAUGUUGCCCGUUACUGGGAUUUCAGCUGGGACGAAAUCGGCCGUUACGACCUGCCCGCUAUGAUCGACUAUGUACUGCAGGAAACUAACCGAACUGCUGUCAAAUACGUAGGCCACUCACAAGGAACAACGUCAUUCUUCGUGAUGUGCUCAGAGAGACCGGAAUACAACGAAAAAAUAUCAAUAAUGGUCGCGCUCUCACCAAUCGCGUAUAUGUCACAUAUGGAGAGCCCCCUUACAAAGCUCGUGUCUCCAGCUGCAGGGGCCUUCGGAGAAAUAAUACGCAAUGUGAUAGGUUUUCACCGUCUUAAUCCUCAAAACCCAUUGAUUGAAAUUUUAACAAAAAUUAUUUGUGGCACUACUGAACUAGCUACCCUUAUUUGUAGUAAUAUGAAUUUCCUGGUUUCUGGAUUUGGCAUUGGUCAAAUGAAUGUAACUAAUCUGCCUGUGAUUUUCGCUCAUGCGCCUGCAGGAAUCGCAUUUAAGCAACUGUUCCACUACGCUCAAGAAAUUAAUUCGGGGGAAUUCGAAAAAUAUGAUAAUGGGCCUAUAAGGAACUUACAACUUUACAAUUCUAUGAAGCCGCCCAGGUAUUCAUUGGAGAAAGUAAGCGCACCAGUGGCGCUUUUCUACAAAAAGAAAGGAGAUUGGUUUGCAGGCUACAAAGACGUCCAGAAACUGCGCAAGAAACUUUCCAACGUUGUAGAUUUCUACGAAAUUCCAUUUAAAGGUUUCUGUCAUACAGAUUUCGUCUGGGGAAAGGAUGUUAAAGAAUUAGUUUACAAAAGAGUUUUGAAAUUAUUUAAAAAAUAUUAAGGACAUCGCA
Molecule: messenger RNA, 1330 nt
Organism: Pectinophora gossypiella (pink bollworm)
Lineage: Eukaryota; Metazoa; Arthropoda; Insecta; Lepidoptera; Gelechiidae
Product: lipase 3-like
Exons: 1
Coding region: 1-1320 (439 amino acids)
Biological process (GO): lipid metabolic process
Molecular function (GO): hydrolase activity, acting on ester bonds
Source: RefSeq, a predicted model, not a curated record